ACAGGACUCUUAUGAAAAACAUUUCAUCCUGACUCCUCAGAAGAUCAACGACUUGAACGGAGUGGAAGUGUUUCUGCUGACCAUGCGUCUACACGGAUCAUUGAGUAUAUUGGGAGCACUGUUGGCCCUCCUGGCAGGCUGUCAACAAUGUGUCUCAGCUGACAGUGACACUUUGGCUCCACCAGAGGUCUCACAGUACAAUGGCACUCUGUAUGCAGCCUGCAAAAUGAGACCCAGCACCUCACUGGCCCAGGGUCUGCCCAAAGUGUACGGCCGGGCGCUGUUUAAGCAAGAUUAUCCUCAGGGAACUCUCAAGGUCCUUCUUCGAUUCAACGGCUUCCCAACAGAUGGUGUUCCACAGCCCAGAGCGGUGCACAUCCAUCAGUACGGAGACCUGAGCCAGGGGUGUGACUCCACUGGUGGCCACUACAAUCCACAUGGUGUACACCACCCCAACCACCCUGGAGACUUUGGUAACUUUGAGCCACAAGAAGGAAAAAUCAAUGCCAUGAUUGAAUCUGUCGCAACGCUGUUUGGAGGCUUGUCUGUGAUUGGGAGAGCGGUGGUGGUCCAUGAAAAGCUUGAUGAUUUAGGGGGUGGUGGAGACGCUGGUAGCCUGCUGCAUGGAAACGCAGGCCGGAGGCUCGGAUGUUGCAUUAUUGGCAUUUCCUCCCCCAGACAGUGGAAUAUGCACCAUAAGCAGUAUAAUAGGGAACUGAGGAGAAAUUAA
Molecule: messenger RNA, 730 nt
Organism: Larimichthys crocea (large yellow croaker)
Lineage: Eukaryota; Metazoa; Chordata; Actinopteri; Sciaenidae
Gene: sod3
Product: superoxide dismutase 3
Biological process (GO): superoxide metabolic process
Molecular function (GO): copper ion binding
Source: RefSeq, marked provisional